UUCCUGUGCAGCAGCGCCGAGCUCACACGCGCUCCAAUCAUGGCGCUGUACAACUUUAAGAAGAUUAUGGUGGUGCCCACCGCUAAGGACUUCAUUGACCUGACGCUGUCCAAAACACAGCGCAAGACCCCGACGGUGGUUCAUAAGCACUACCAGAUCCAUCGCAUUCGCCAUUUCUACAUGCGCAAAGUCAAAUUCACCCAACAGAACUACCACGAUCGACUCGCGCAGAUCCUCACCGACUUCCCUAAGCUGGAUGACAUCCACCCGUUCUAUGCAGAUCUGAUGAAUGUGUUGUACGAUAAGGAUCAUUACAAACUGGCUCUGGGUCAGAUCAAUAUCGCCAAGAACCUGAUUAAUAAUGUGGCAAAAGACUACGUGCGUCUGAUGAAGUACGGCGACUCGCUGUAUCGCUGCAAGCAACUGAAGAGAGCAGCGCUUGGACGGAUGUGCACCAUCCUGAAGAGACAGAAGCAGAGUCUGGAGUACCUGGAGCAAGUUCGUCAGCAUCUGUCUCGAUUGCCUACUAUCGAUCCCAACACCAGGACUCUGCUGCUCUGUGGGUACCCCAAUGUCGGCAAGUCUAGCUUCAUCAACAAGGUCACCCGUGCAGAUGUCGAGGUGCAGCCGUAUGCCUUCACCACUAAAUCUCUGUUUGUGGGUCACAUGGAUUAUAAGUACCUGCGCUGGCAGGUAGUGGACACCCCCGGUAUCCUGGACCAUCCGUUAGAAGAGAGGAACACAAUCGAGAUGCAGGCCAUCACCGCUUUGGCCCACCUUAGAGCCGCUGUGCUUUAUGUAAUGGACCUGUCUGAGCAGUGCGGACACACGCUUUCCCAACAACUCGAACUGUUCAACAACAUCAGACCCCUGUUUGCUAAUAAGCCUCUGAUUGUGGUGGCCAAUAAAUGCGACGUGAAGACGAUCAAGGAGCUGUCUGAGGAAAAUCAGAAAAUGUUUGCAGAUUUUAUUGAAGAGGGAAUCCUCGUGAUUGAGACCAGCACUCUGACAGAGGAGGGUGUCAUGCAAGUCAAAACUGAGGCGUGCGAUAAGCUGCUGGUCCAUCGUGUGGACACAAAGAUGAAGGGGAAGAAAGUACACGACGUCCUGAACAGGCUCCACCUUGCCAUGCCAGCCAAGAGAGAUGAAAAGGAAAGACCACCGUUCAUCCCUGAGGGGGCUGUUAUUCGCAGAAAGGCGAUGGAGAUUGACGCUCCCAAACGAAAGCUGGAGAGAGACCUAGAGGUUGCGCUUGGAGAUGAUUACACGCUGGACCUACAGAAAUACUGGGACUUGAUGAACACUGAUGAGAAGAAUGAUAAGAUUCCUGAGAUCUGGGAGGGACACAACAUUGCAGAUUAUAUUGAUCCAGAGAUCAUGAAGAAAUUAUCUGAUCUGGAGAAGGAGGAAGAGCUCCGUGAACAGGCAGGCGAGUACGACUCCGAUGAGGAGAGCGAAGACGAGGAGAUGCAGGAAAUCCGUCAGCUGGCCAAGCAGAUCCGAGAGAAGAGAAAGAUGAAGAUUCUGCAGUCCAAGGAGAAGGAUAUACACGGACCUAGAUUGCCUCGGACUGCCAAAAAGGUGGAAAGAGCAACAUUAGAAAAGGACAUGGAAGAACUUGGUUUGGACAUGAAAGACAAAGACGAUAGUCACUAUGCCCAGCAGGCUCGCCGGUCACGUUCACUGGUCAGGAAACGAAAGAGGGAAGCGUCCGCACCACCCACUUCACGUACCCGCAGUCAGAGUGCAUCGAAACCACCACGCGACCAGUCAGGAGUCAGAGAUCCCAAGAUGAUGAAGAAGGUAAAGACAAUGAUGAAAAGCUCUCAGAAGGAAUGGAACAGGCAGGGCAAGAAGGGCGAGUCCGACAGACACGUAUUCGACCUCAAACCCAAACACUUGCUGGCUGGAAAGAGGAAAUCUGGCAGCACCAGUCGCAGAUAAAUUCACAAACUCGACCGCCUGCCAACUCUCACACACACACACACCCUCAUUUCUAAACUUAAUAAUGUUUUCAGUUGUCCAUUAUGCACGGUCAUCCUCUCUAGAUACCAUAACAAGUUUGUUAAUUAUGUACAGACUGAAGGUUUUGGUGUUUUUUAAGGGGAGGAUAAUUUACACAAUGUUAACUGAUGCAUUAUCUGAACAUAUUCAGUCUUAAACUGUCCAACAAGUAAGUGGAUUUGAUUUGGCUGAAACAGAACUGGAGUUAAGAUUAAACGACCCUGUUAAGAUGGAAAUGAAAUAAACCUCUAUGAACUGUUAA
Trichomycterus rosablanca is the source of this 2266-nucleotide messenger RNA. RefSeq names its product GTP binding protein 4 (gene gtpbp4). The record is from RefSeq and is a predicted model, not a curated record. The transcript has 16 exons. The coding region runs from base 40 to 1944 and encodes 634 amino acids. Gene Ontology annotation, cellular component: nucleolus. Gene Ontology annotation, molecular function: GTP binding; GTPase activity; RNA binding. Gene Ontology annotation, biological process: ribosomal large subunit biogenesis. NCBI's taxonomy places the organism in Eukaryota, Metazoa, Chordata, Actinopteri, Siluriformes, Trichomycteridae.